GAACCCGAACCCCCCUCGGGCCCCGCCCCCGAGACCGAGAUCCCAGCCCGCCCGCCGCGCCGGCGAAGUCCGCGGCCCUCCCCUCUGGCCCGCGCCGCGAACCCGGCGGUGUCCCCCCUCCCUGCGCGCCCGGACCGCGGCGGCGCGGCGUGGGGCGCCGCGCCAUGGGGUCGGUGUCGCUGAACGUGGCGUCCUCCCGGCGCGGCGGGCGGCGCGGCCUGGCGUGCCUCUGCUCGCCCGCGCUGCUCAACCUCUUCGUGCUCCUCUCCCUCCUCUCCACCAACCUCCUCGCGCUCCUCGCCUUCCUCUCCCCCCGCGCCCGCGGCCCCGUCCCCGUCCCCGUCCCCGCCACCGCCGACCGCUCCGCCUCCUCAUCCUCCGCCAUCUCCGCGCAGGUGGCCGCCAUCGCGCGGGAGAUCGACGCCACCCGCCUCGUCCCGCACCGCGCCGCCCUGCCGCCGGAGCUGCUCCUCUUCCUCUCCCCGCACGCGCUCCCGCUGGGCCGCGACGCGCGCACGGGGCUCACCCACAUGCCGGCCUCCGUCGCGCACACCUGCUUCCGCUCCCCGCCCACGCUCGCGCUCCUGUCGGCGUUCGCGUCGUACGAGCCGCGCGCCGCGUGCCCGCGCAACGCCACCCUCCCGCCCCGCCUCCUCUACAAGGGAUGCGAGCCGCUGCCCCGGCGCCGGUGCCUCUCCCGGGGUCCCCGCGCGCCGCUCCCGUCCUCCAACAUGGGCGUGGACAGCCGGCGCUGGGUGAAGCCGCGCCACGACCACGAGUUCCUCAUCGACGACGUCCUGCGGCUCGCCGCCGCCGCCUCCACCAAGAUCCGGAUCGGCUUCGACGUCGCCGGCGGCGCCGCCAACUUCGCCGCCCGGAUGAGGGAGCGCGGGGUGACCGUCGUCACCACGGUGCUCGACAACGCCGGGAAGCCCAUGAACGAGUUCGUGGCCGCGAGGGGCCUGUUCCCGCUGCUGCUCUCGCCGGCGCACCGCUUCCCGUUCUACGACGGGGUGUUUGACCUCGUGCACGUCGGGACCGCCGCGCUGGACGAAGGCGGGGCGCCGGCGCUGGGGCAGGCGGGGACGGGGGAGGCGCUGGAAUUCCUCAUGUUCGAUGUCGACCGGGUGCUGCGCGCCGGUGGGCUGCUCUGGAUUGACAGCUACAUGUGCCACAGCGAGGAGCGGAGGCAGGUGGUUGUGAGGCUAAUUCGAAGGUUUGGCUACAAGAAGCUCAAGUGGGUAGCAUGGGAGAAGGCCGGCACGGGGAGCUCAAAGACGGCAAUGUACAUCUCUGCGGUUUUGCAGAAGCCGGGCAGGGGUUGAAAUCGAAUGGAUGGCUUGUUUUCUUCAUGAUCUGAUCUGAGGUAUGAAUGUACCAUUUCCUUUUAAUGAAAUACCUUCUGAUUGUUCAUCAGCUCAGGCACGUUCGCCAAAAAAGGUAUGAAUGUACCUUCUGAUCGUUCAUCAGUUCAGGGGAUUUGACUUGAGAAAUGCAUGCUGAAUAGAUACCACGGAUUUUAGGUUGAUUGUAUUGUUUGGUCAGAUAGUAACAAUUGUUCAUCUUUUGUUACCAUGUAAUGUAAUAGUCUGCUGUUUGGUGGGAAACAUAUGAGGUACGAUUUGGUGCUCAACUGGGGGACUGCAAAGUAGUCCCUUGAUGUGUAUUUCGCAUUCCAGGCAGAAAAGUUGUUUGUCUGUCUGAA
This is a messenger RNA of Panicum hallii, 1705 nucleotides long. RefSeq lists its product as uncharacterized. Bases 165 to 1325 code for a protein of 386 amino acids. The record is from RefSeq and is a predicted model, not a curated record. The transcript has a single exon. Lineage: Eukaryota; Viridiplantae; Streptophyta; Magnoliopsida; Poales; Poaceae.